CGCAGGCGGUUGCCAUGGAGAUGGGGGGCUGACGGCGUCGUGACGAGGGCAGUGAUUGGUGCAGAGUCCUGCUAAUCCUCGAAAGCCCCGCAGAGAAUUGAGGGAGACGUGAUGGGGGACAUGCGCGGUUAGGGAGAGGGUGCUGCCGCCCAUUGCCCCCUGAGAAGCUAGCGCGCGUCGACGGGCGCCUGGACGCCUGGACGCCUGGACGUGAGGACGGGAGCGCGGGAAGACGCGGCCCGGAGUGUGACCUGAGCGUUGCGAACGACACUGCCCCGGGAAGCAGCGGGGUUUGGGGGGAGGGCAAGGCGGCGCUCAGGCUGGUGCGUGGAGCAUUCUGGGAGACUUAGUCCGGCCAGGGAGGGGGAAUCGGCGAGUGCGCAUGCUCAGAAGCGCGGACCGGCCCGCUGAGCGCGGAGGUCUCAGGACUGAACAGCACAGCAUACAGUAGGCACUCAAUAAGCACUGCCACCACUGUCUGUCCUCAUCGCGGAAGCCUCAUCCCAUUCCUCCCCCAGGGGUGGACACUAGCCUCAGAGCCCCGGCCUGGUCUUUCCAAUGAGGCCCGCAGCACUGGGCUCCCCAGGCCACACACCCCCAGAAGAUGAGGGGCCUGUCAUGGUGAAGCUGGAGGACUCUGAGGAGGAGGGUGAAGGCGCCCCGUGGGAUCCUGGCCCCGAGGCCGCUCGACUGCGUUUCCGGCACUUCCACUAUGAGGAGGCAGUGGGUCCCAGAGAGGCCCUGGCCCGGCUACGGGAGCUGUGCCGCCAGUGGCUGCGGCCCGAGGUGCACUCCAAGGAGCAGAUGCUGGAGCUGCUGGUGCUGGAGCAGUUCCUGGGCGCGCUGCCGCCUGAGAUCCAGGCCCGCGUGCGGGGACAGCGGCCAAGCAGUCCUGAAGAGGCUGCUGCCCUGGUCGAGGGGCUGCGCCGGGAGCCAGGAGGGCCCCGGAGAUGGGUCACAGUCCAGGUGCAGGGCCAGGAGGUGCUAUCAGAGAAGAUGGAGCCCUCCGACUUCCAGCCUCUCCAUCAAACCAAGCCUCAGACUCCGGAACCUGGUCUUGAGAUGCCCCCUGGGGCCACACAGGAGUCGCCACUGGGCCUUCGGAUGAAAGAGGAGCCUGAGGUUACAGAGGACCCAGAGCUUCUGGAUUCUGGGCCUCUAGCCAACCCCCAGGAGGCCACUUCCACGCUCCUACCUGAGGAGGCCCAGGGCUGUGGGAUGUCGCUGGACCCGGCCUCUCCCCAUAGUGAGACUGGGCCUGAGGGCCCCCUGUGGAGGGAGCACCCUGGGGCCCUGUGGCAGGAGGAAGCUGGGAGCAUCUUCUCCCCAGGAUUUACACUCCAGAUGGACAGUGUUUCUGUUGGCCCGGGCACUGUGAGCCCCCACCUCCACAUCCCCUGGGACCUCGGCGUAGCCAGCCUCAGGGGCCGACUCGAAUCGCCCUCCCGCGAAGGUGGCUUCUCACAAGCGCUUGUGCUCCCUAGCGGCCCAGUAGCUGAGCAGGGCCUCACCAAUGACGCCUGCCAGGGCGUGGGCCCGGGGCUGGCCGCUGCUCGCUGGCGCGCCCCCAGGGGCCGGAGCCGGGGUCGGGGUCGCCCCAGCACAGGCGGUGGAGCCGUGCGAGGUGGCCGUUGCGACGUGUGCGGGAAGGUGUUCAGCCAACGCAGCAACCUGCUGAGGCACCAGAAGAUACACACGGGAGAGCGGCCGUUCGUGUGCGGCGAGUGCGGCCGCAGCUUCAGCCGGAGCUCGCACUUGCUGCGCCACCAGCUUACUCACACCGAGGAGCGGCCGUUCGUGUGUGGCGACUGCGGCCAGGGCUUCGUUCGCAGCGCGCGCCUGGAGGAGCACCGGCGCGUGCACACGGGCGAGCAGCCCUUCCACUGCUCCGAGUGCGGCCAGAGCUUCCGGCAGCGCUCCAACCUGCUGCAGCACCAACGCAUCCACGGCGACCCCCCAGGCCCCGGCGCGACACCUCCCGCGCCUCCAGGCGCACCUGAGCCCCCAGGCCCCUUCCCUUGCAGCGAGUGCCGUGAGAGCUUCGCUCGGCGUGCCGUGCUGCUGGAGCACCAGGCGGUGCACACUGGCAACAAGUCCUUCGGCUGCGUGGAGUGCGGCGAGCGCUUCGGCCGCCGUUCAGUGCUGCUGCAGCACCGGCGCGUACACAGCAGCGAGCGCCCCUUCGCCUGUGCCGAGUGCGGCCAGAGCUUCCGGCAGCGCUCCAACCUCACGCAGCACCGGCGCAUCCACACAGGCGAGCGGCCCUUCACCUGCGCCGAAUGCGGCAAGGCCUUCCGCCAGCGGCCCACGCUCACGCAGCACCUGCGCGUCCACACAGGCGAGAAGCCCUUCGCCUGCCCGGAGUGCGGCCAGCGCUUCAGCCAGCGUCUGAAGCUCACCCGCCACCAGCGGACGCACACAGGCGAGAAGCCCUACCACUGCAACGAGUGCGGCCUAGGCUUCACGCAGGUCUCCAGGCUCACCGAGCACCAGCGCAUCCAUACGGGCGAGCGGCCCUUCGCCUGCCCGGAGUGUGGCCAGAGCUUCCGGCAGCACGCCAAUCUCACACAACACCGGCGCAUCCACACGGGCGAGCGGCCCUACGCCUGCCCUGAGUGCGGCAAGGCCUUCCGCCAGAGGCCCACGCUUACACAGCACCUGCGCACCCACAGGCGCGAGAAGCCCUUCGCUUGCCAGGACUGUGGCCGCCGCUUCCACCAGAGCACCAAGCUCAUCCAGCACCAGCGUGUCCACAGCGCGGAGUAAAGCCAGUGCCGGCUGCACCCACUCUCUGCCUUCACCUUGGUCCUCUGUGCAGGAGCCUGGGUGCAGAAUACCUACCUCACAGGUUUGUUGUGAGGCCUGCGAUGGCAUGGGUACCAGCCCAUCCUCUUAGGGCCUGGCGACCAGUAGGUGCUCAAUAAACAGCACGCAGAA
Molecule: messenger RNA, 2937 nt
Organism: Camelus dromedarius (Arabian camel)
Lineage: Eukaryota; Metazoa; Chordata; Mammalia; Artiodactyla; Camelidae
Gene: MZF1
Product: myeloid zinc finger 1
Exons: 6
Coding region: 559-2766 (735 amino acids)
Source: RefSeq, a predicted model, not a curated record